AUGGCUUCCUUUCUUCAAAAGCUUGUUAGAAAAAAGCAAUCCAGUACAAGCCUGAUUACCAAUCUAAACAGACGAAUUCUCUCCCCGUCGUCCCAUUUACUCGAUCCCAAACCGGGACCAACCGUCGCUCCGAUCCCCUUCUUCAAUGGCCUACCCAAAACUACUGAUGAAUCAAAUCUUAAUCCUCCUCAUCUUUCAGCUUUCUACCCGACUUUUGCGUUUGAGAGUUUUUUGAAUCCAAUUUCUCAACUUGGGUUUAUUCAACAUGUUGUACCUGAAGAAGACAUUGUUUCGGGCGAUGAUGAACGAGGGAUUUGGGCUGAUAGUGUGAAGAAGAAGAGAAAGAAGAAGAUGAACAAGCACAAAUUGAAGAAGCUGAGGAAGCGUCUGCGGAGGAAAACAUAG
This is a messenger RNA of Lactuca virosa, 405 nucleotides long. The record is from the annotation of a GenBank genome assembly. NCBI's taxonomy places the organism in Eukaryota, Viridiplantae, Streptophyta, Magnoliopsida, Asterales, Asteraceae.